GUAGAGACUGUGGUAGGGGAGCUACUACGUUUUCUGCUGACCUUGGUAUUUAUCUAGAAGGUCAUUCUUGAGCUACACUUGCUUGUUUCUGCAACAUCAACUGACUAGACUUUACACAAGUUUGUUCAUCAUGCUGUUGAUUGCAAUCUUGGUGUAUCAGCUUGCACACCCAGUGAAAUCGUGGCACGACUUUGACAACAAACAAUACGACUGUUGGCCUUUAGCAAAAGAUCUAAAGCCAUCGGAUGACAUCCCAUGCAGCGGUCUUUCGGUAACAUGGAAAUUGAAGCCGCCGAAGCAGUUUGAACAGGACAGGGAAUUUAACGUGAGCUACUAUGUAGACGCCACGGACGACUUCUUUCAGUGGGCAGUGGAUCAACAUUACUUCAGUGAAACGUUCAAGAAUGGCUCUGAAGUAAAGAGAUUCUGUUUAGAUACUUCAUGCCCUGAUGCUACAGAAGCAAACGAAGAUAAUUGUUGUUUACACCAUAUCAAUGUUCACUCUUGUGCACGAGAGUCGAUUGCAUUUUGUGGUCCUUGGGUUCAACCAACAGGAACUAUAGCAACACACACAGAUGCCACUGCUGACAAACUGAGGCCAGAGACACCAAUCCAAACUACAGUUGCAUUAAAGUCUGCAGGACUCAACAGCAUUAUAGCCCAUAUCAAGAUUGGUAGAAUGCAAAUAGCCUUACAUGCAGAGACUUUAGUUAUAGCUAAGAAAUAUUGUGGAGAUGGACACUGUGAUUCAGACAGAGGAGAAAGUUGCAGCUCUUGUAAAAGUGAUUGUUGUCUUCUUUCUCCAGCAGAGAUAGGUGGUAUCAUUUCUGUUGCGAUUGUGAUCAUUCUUGUCAUAGCUCUUGCUGCAGUUUGGUACAUUUACAAAAAGAAGAAAAUGCUAUGGGAUGACAGUUGGAUUGUGGACUACAGUGACAUAAAGCCUAACACAGAGAUGCCUGGAUUUAUGGGAAGUACUAUAAGUCUGAUGCAACCGAAUGGGGUACAACAACAGCACAGGCAAAUUUUCAGCCAGACUGGAAGAUAUGAUGAACAAACAGUGGCCAUUAAGAAGGUGUACAAACCAAACUUCAGUGUUACUUACGAAGUACGAACUGAAGUCUUGAAAGUCAGACAACUAGAUCACACUAAUUUGUGCAAGUUUAUUGGGUGCUCGUUUGAUGGUUCUCACUUGGCUAUAAUAUCUGAGUAUUGCGCUAAAGGCAGCUUGAAUGAUGUGCUUCUUAAUGAUGAGAUUCCUCUAAAUUGGGAUUUUCGAUUUUCAUUUUCAAAAGACAUUGUUAGAGGAAUGCUCUAUCUCUACAACAAGAGAAUAUUACAUGGAAGACUCAAGUUGUCAAACUGUGUUGUUGAUGAUCGAUGGGUUGUGAAGAUCUCUGACUAUGGUUUACCGAGUCUUCGGCAGCAAGAUAACAAUGUCGUUGCCCAGUUGAAUUAUGAGGCUUACCAGUCUCAACUGCGUUUGUCAUAUUUGUCUCCAGAAAUAUUGCUAGGAGGUGAACCUUAUGCCUCCUCUGGCCCUGGAGAUGUCUACAGUUUUGGAGUAAUCUUGACAGAAAUUGGUUUAAGAACAGAAGCUAUUCCACCGGAAAACGUGAAAUGGGACGGUUCUUGGAGGCCUGAUAUCCCAGAUUUGGCUCAACCCGACGAAGGCAAGGAAAGCUUAUGUCCUUGCCCUGAAGAUUACAAAAAUCUUAUUAGACAAUGCUUAAAUAGCAUUCCAGACAGACGGCCAACGUUUGAUCAAGUGAAAAAAUGUAUAGUAAGAAUGCAUCCAGUUCGAGAGAAUCCUGUUGACAAUAUGAUGCGAAUGAUGGAAAAGUACUCUAAACAUUUGGAGAUCCUGGUUGGUGAAAGAACACAAGGCUUGGUUCAAGAAAAAGAACGGGCUGACCAGCUGCUAUAUAGUAUGAUUCCUCAAUCAGUUGUUGGUGAUUGGCAGCGUGUAGGUUUAUAUGCGAAAGCAUAUGAUACUGUAACCAUCUACUUCAGUGAUGUGGUGGGAUUUACAACGUUGUGUAGUGACAGUUCCCCAAUGGAGGUGGUCAACUUUCUCAAUGAUUUAUAUACAUGCUUUGAUGGAAUUGUUGACGAAUAUGAUGUUUACAAAGUGGAGACAAUUGGUGAUGCUUACAUGGUUGUCAGUGGGCUACCUGAGCCCAAUGGACAAAAACAUGCACAAGAAAUUGCUGGAAUGGCUCUGGACUUGUUAGAAAAGAGCAAACGAUUUCAGAUUCCUCAUCGUCCCAACACACCAUUUCAAAUUCGUGUUGGGAUGCACUCUGGUCCUGUUGUUGCUGGUCUGGUGGGUUUGAAAAUGCCCCGAUACUGUCUGUUUGGAGAUACUGUCAACACCGCAUCUAGAAUGGAAUCAACUGGCCUUCCUGACAUGAUUCAGUUGAGCGAUACUUGCUAUCAGUUCCUGCAGCAGUCAGGUGGGGGUUUCUCUUUGCAAUGCAGAGGUGAAGUCAACGUAAAAGGAAAAGGUAUGAUGACAACUUGGUGGUUGAUGGGAAGGGAUGGAGCAAUGUCAGGAAAAGAGAGUUUGGCAGGGAGUCGUGCAAGUCACCGUCGACCUACGCAUGGGAUGUCUAGCGUUAGAAAGAUAUCUUUACCGGGUGCAGUGCACCAGGAUUAGUGCACCAGAGUUAGUGGUACUAGAAUACCUGUAAUGCAGUCGAUAUUUUUCUAAGCAACAAAUUGACAUGAAUUACUGUUUGUACAAAAACUAAUUUUACAUGCAUAGUGACGUCGACAGUGUGAUGUAUAUAUAGUGUUUCAGUUUUUGAUAUAAUAUUUCUACCACGCUAUUAGCUAGGGUAUAAUUAUAUAAACAUACUAAAGUGUGGUAUGAUUACUAUGAACAUGUUUAUGAG
Messenger RNA from Corticium candelabrum, 2894 nucleotides. RefSeq names its product atrial natriuretic peptide receptor 1-like. Gene Ontology annotation, biological process: cGMP biosynthetic process; receptor guanylyl cyclase signaling pathway; protein phosphorylation. The record is from RefSeq and is a predicted model, not a curated record. Bases 131 to 2656 code for a protein of 841 amino acids. Gene Ontology annotation, molecular function: peptide receptor activity; protein kinase activity; guanylate cyclase activity. The transcript is spliced from 18 exons. Gene Ontology annotation, cellular component: plasma membrane. Lineage: Eukaryota; Metazoa; Porifera; Homoscleromorpha; Homosclerophorida; Plakinidae.